Molecule: messenger RNA, 963 nt
Organism: Zingiber officinale
Lineage: Eukaryota; Viridiplantae; Streptophyta; Magnoliopsida; Zingiberales; Zingiberaceae
Product: 40S ribosomal protein S8-like
Exons: 5
Coding region: 113-778 (221 amino acids)
Biological process (GO): translation; maturation of SSU-rRNA from tricistronic rRNA transcript (SSU-rRNA, 5.8S rRNA, LSU-rRNA)
Cellular component (GO): ribosome; cytosolic small ribosomal subunit
Molecular function (GO): structural constituent of ribosome
Source: RefSeq, a predicted model, not a curated record
GGGAUUAGAGCACUAUAUAAGCAUCGUGGGAGGAGAUGAAGUCUAAGGCGGGGAGCGGCGGCGGCGAAGAGACCAGAGGAAGGAUACAGGAUUUCUCUGCUGCUCUGUCAAGAUGGGUAUCUCACGAGACUCCAUGCACAAGAGGCGGGCUACCGGAGGUAAGAAGAAAGCCUGGAGGAAGAAGAGAAAGUAUGAGUUGGGAAGACAACCUGCAAACACAAAGCUUUCAAGCAACAAGACUGUGAGAAGGAUAAGAGUUCGAGGAGGCAAUGUAAAAUGGAGAGCUCUCAGGUUGGAUACUGGGAAUUAUUCAUGGGGAAGUGAGGCCGUGACACGCAAGACUCGUAUACUUGAUGUGGUCUAUAAUGCUUCAAACAACGAGCUUGUGAGGACACAAACCCUUGUUAAGAGUGCAAUCGUCCAGGUGGAUGCAGCCCCGUUCAAGGCGUGGUAUCUCCAGCAUUAUGGUGUUGAGCUUGGGAAGAAGAAGAAGACUGCCGCCGCUGCCAAAAAAGAAACAACUGAGGGGCAAGAGGCUGAAGCUGCUACUACAGAGGUAAAGAAGAGCAGCAGUGUACUGAGGAAGCUGGAAAAGAGGCAGCAAGAUCGGAAACUUGAUUCCCACGUUGAGGAUCAAUUCAGUACUGGAAGGCUGUUAGCCGCAAUCUCCUCUCGCCCGGGCCAGUGUGGUAGAGCUGAUGGUUACAUAUUAGAAGGAAAGGAGCUCGAGUUCUACAUGAAGAAGAUCCAAAAGAAGAAGGGCAAGGGAGCAACAUAAGUAUAGUCAUGAAUUUCUUGUUUUCUUCCAGUUGGCUUCAUAAUACUUAAGUUUCUCCUCUUAGUUCUUGAUAUUCUGAACUUAAGAUAUAUUUGCUUGUGAAAAUUUUGGCACCGGGCUAUGUUGGUGGCUUUGAUCCAGUAACUCAAGACCUUUUUAAAUCAGUGCCCUAUGCUAUUCAAAUA